AUGGGUCCCUUCCCCGGAGGAGCUGCAAGCAACGGACAGAUCGCUUCAGAUGCGCUGAGGGUGUGGAUUUGGGUGCCAGAGGGUGAGGAGAUUCCAGUCGGCGCCAUCGUCCCCCAUGAAGCCUUCCUACCACAUGCAGAUCUGGAAGAUGAGGACUUGGAUCUAGACGACAUGGAGGCCCAGGGUUCAGCUCAGUUUGGGCUGGAUGAGUUGGAGCAGAAACUUGAUCAGACAACCAACGCAGGCUUUUCGGACCCAUCAACCUUCCAGGCCUGGCAGCCAUUCCCAGCAGAGGCUACAGACCAUGACGUCCCAUCGACGGCUUGGCAUCCGUUCGAUUCGCACAUGGAUGUGCCUCAAGAUCAUCAGGUGGCAUUCAAUCUCCAAAGUGGCGACGUCCAGCAGUUGCCUGGUUCGCAGAUAUCUUCCGGCGCUAUGGUGCAGAGCAGCCAGCAGGUCCCGCAGUUACCUGGUUCGCAGUUGUCUGCCCGUCCAGCGGUGCAGAGCAGCCAGCAGGUCCCGCAGUUGCCUGCUUCGCAGAUCUCUGCGGGCCCUGUGAUGCAGAGCAGCCCGCAGGUAGCUCCGAGCUCCGCGCAGCAGACUCCGCGAGAGCAGGGGUGGAACCCUUGGGCAACAAAUCUUGGCGCGAACGAAGCGGCGUUCUGGGGCAGCGUUUCAGGGAAUGACAUGCACAGGCGGAUCAUCGGCGAUAUCGGAGCCUUUGAUUCUGGCGAUUUUAGGUCCUCACCUGCAAUGAACAGUCGGCCAAGCAUGCCACCAUCCCCAGCGCAGUCUGGGUGUGCUUGGACCUCUGGCUGCGGCGUUCUGCAAGCAAACCACCAGGAGAUGCAAAGCUUGGAGGGCACAGCAUUUUGGCAGCUUCCGCCAACUGCUACGAAGUCUGGUGCCUUUCCGAGCGGACCCCUCUCUCAGCUGCAGUCCCAGAAUCAGGUUCGAAGCACUCACGAGAUGCUGGCCGCACCUGCAAGCCAAGGCUCUAUCGCAAUGGGAAGCAAACCUUCUCUGCCUUCCAACGAAUCUGCUGGACGGACAUUGCUGACUUCUACCAGUGAAGGGCUCGAAGUGACAUAUGCCAUCGCCAAUCCGCCAGGCCAUAUGCCGAUUAGCACGCCGAACAUGAGUCACCUUCCUGCGUACUGUGCUGGCUCUGUUGGAAACAGCCAAAGGUCCACCGGCUGCUUUGCCGCACCCUGGCCGGUGCCAUGCACCGCUCCAGGUCAGCUCCGAGGCGCAACUCCCGGGGGUGUGCAUCUGCUGGACGUGACUGGCCUUUACCAGGAGCCCAACCUUUCACAGCCCGGUUCAGUUCACGGGCGUGAUGUGCUGGGCCCGAUGCGCCCUGACGAGAGCUACCAUUCCAGAGCUGCGCAGACCUGGAUGAAUGACCCCCGACUCGCGCGGCAGCCUGUGGCCCAAGUGGCUCAGCGCAAUCGUCAUGCCACUCCGGUCCUCUUGGACGUUAGCUUGGGGCAUCGCGGGUAUGCCCCUGACGACUGA
Symbiodinium sp. CCMP2456 is the source of this 1518-nucleotide messenger RNA. NCBI's taxonomy places the organism in Eukaryota, Dinophyceae, Suessiales, Symbiodiniaceae. The record is from the annotation of a GenBank genome assembly.